Molecule: messenger RNA, 2470 nt
Organism: Seriola aureovittata
Lineage: Eukaryota; Metazoa; Chordata; Actinopteri; Carangiformes; Carangidae
Gene: ccnh
Product: cyclin H
Exons: 9
Coding region: 245-1204 (319 amino acids)
Biological process (GO): regulation of transcription by RNA polymerase II; DNA-templated transcription; regulation of cyclin-dependent protein serine/threonine kinase activity
Cellular component (GO): nucleus; transcription factor TFIIK complex
Molecular function (GO): cyclin-dependent protein serine/threonine kinase regulator activity
Source: RefSeq, a predicted model, not a curated record
GGGGACGGCGUUGACGUAAAAGAGUGGCGACGCGCACCAACUUUGUUAUUGCCAAUUUUCGCCUCUUUUUAUUUUUAGAAAUCACUCAAAUCGGGAACUAAAUGGACUAACGUAUAUUUAGUAACAAAAAGCUUAAGUUAAUUGAUGCUAUCGCGAGUCUGUCGCACUGUGAGCAGUAAACCAAGUCUAAUUUUCGCUCACUGCUCGUGUUUGUUCGCCUUGUAUCGGGCAGUUUUCUGCGACCAUGUUCCACAACAGCUCACAGAGAAAAUAUUGGGUUUUUAAAAGUGAAGACGAAGUUGAGCAUAUGAGAUGCAAGGCCAAUCAUAAAUUCCGUAACAAGAUACUAGAAAGUGGGAAGCCCGGGGUGAGUGAGUCCAUGUUCCUGGAGCGUCACGAAGAAGACGUCUUAUUUAGACACUAUGAGAGGAGGCUGCUGGAUUUCUGCAACGCUUUUAAGCCUGCAAUGCCCAAGUCUGUGGUGGGUACAGCCACCAUGUACUUCAGAAGAUUCUACCUGAACAACUCUAUUAUGGAGUAUCACCCCCGGAUUAUCAUGCUCACUUGUGCGUACCUGUCCUGUAAGGUGGAUGAGUUCAACGUGUCCAGCACACAAUUUGUCGGCAACCUUCUGCAGGAAAGCCCUGCCGGACAAGAGAGGGUUCUGGAGCAAAUCCUGGAGUAUGAGCUGCUGCUGAUCCAACAACUCAAUUUCCACCUGGUGGUCCACAACCCCUACAGACCCAUGGAGGGCCUGCUCAUUGACCUCAAGACUAGAUACCCCACGCUGGAGAGCCCAGAAUCACUGAGGAAGAGUGCUGAUGACUUUCUGACUCAGGCAACCAUGACAGACGCAGGGCUGCUGUUUCCCCCCUCUCAGAUCGCUCUGACAGCUGUUCUGAACAGCGCCUCAAGAGCCGGUCUCAGUAUGGAGAGCUACCUGACUGAAUGCAUGGGACUGAGAGAGGACAAAGAGACGCUCUCAAAGAUGUAUGAAUCGAUGAGACGGAUGAAAACCCUCCUAAAGAAGUAUGAACUUCCCAAAUCGGAGGAGGUGAAUCCUUACAAACAGAGGUUGGAGAGGAUUCAUGCUGAAUUUGCCACUUCAAGCAACAAACGAAAGCGAGGGUAUGAAGAAGAUGGCCAUGUAGCAAAAGAACCACGUUUGGCAGAAGAGGAAUGGACAGAUGAAGACCUGCUAUGAACUCAACAUAGUUGUGGAAUCAAACAGAGUUUUAAGUUAUUAUACUGCUUAAUUCCAGGAUUUAACUGUCAAUGACCAAACCUAGAAAACACAAUAGUGUGUCACAAAGAGUUUGCAAGUAUGCAUGUCAUAUUUACUUUUCUACAUGACACUGCAGUCAGUCUUUGGUUUGCCUUUGUUCUGCAGUGAGAAUAAAGAUAUUUUUCUACAUAAUGUCGUGAUGUUUCUGUGGAUUAAAGGCAGAAUGGUGACAUAUUCCUUUAAAGUAACAAAGCCACAUACAUUUCUCCACCUUUGUCAGGGGACAAUGAAAGACUCCAUAAUCUACUUUACAAAAACUGUUUAAUAAGUGCAUGCAUGUCUGAUACAUUCUGUACUAUUCCAAAAAAUUUACUGCUGUAAACACUUUCAUUUUACUUGGUUUCUCUGAUUAUGUGUCUUGUCUGGCAUUCAGAAGUUUCAAAAAAGACUUAACCAAAUAAUCAAAAAAUAGCUGAUACAAUCGGAGGAAAAAAAAAAUUCAGCUCAUCUCUCUUAUAUACUCAUGAUUCCAGCAAGAGAAUUUAUUCUUAAUAUAAAAUAACCAUACUUUUCUGAAAGACUUUGUUCCAAUCUAGAAACCAAAGAAAGAAAAAAAAAAAAAAAAAAUAGACAGAAAUGCUAGUUUCAGCACUUUGCGGAUAUUGUCACAACCUUAAAAUAAAUCAGUCACUAAUUACAGUAUAAAAAGCAUUAUCGCUCAUAAUCCAGUUACCAGAAAAGGGGACCGAGAGAACUAGCUUCUUCUUGUCAGUUUCCUCAUAUUGAGCCAGAAGGGGAGGAGGGGUACACUUUGGCAACCUGUGCUGUCAAAACACAUAGUGGGUACAAAGAAACCUCAUUUGAAAUCUUUAUAUUUGGCCCUUGUGAUGAAGGGAAUGAAAUGUACCCAAGUCAGAAUCAUGAACACAGUUUAUGAAGGAAAAAUAAUUUUCCUGUGCAUACAGCUGUCAGUCACUGGCGCAAGUUUUUUUUUUCUUUUUGUUUUUAAAAUACUGCAUCAGUUGUUGUACUCAGCCGCUGUUGUUGCAUAGCUCUCUUGUGGUGAACGGGACAAGAUGGCAGGUGGGUGGGGAUGGGCGGGACUAUCAGAGGAGGACAUGAUGGAGGGUGGAGGGGUUGCCAUGGUGAUGAGGGUAGAGCAUGCUAGGUCUCCUCUGUGCUGCACUCCGCUGGAGGAGACUUGACGGAAGGAUGGGAAGAUGGGAGGAGGAGUGCAGUACUACC